Molecule: messenger RNA, 3413 nt
Organism: Branchiostoma belcheri (Belcher's lancelet)
Lineage: Eukaryota; Metazoa; Chordata; Leptocardii; Amphioxiformes; Branchiostomatidae
Product: tetratricopeptide repeat protein 28-like
Exons: 3
Coding region: 9-3275 (1088 amino acids)
Cellular component (GO): kinesin complex
Molecular function (GO): protein binding
Source: RefSeq, a predicted model, not a curated record
UCCCGAGUAUGUACGACGAACCCCUACAGGAGGGCUGCAGGGCCCUGCAGACAGGAGACCUGGACACGGCAGAACGGAACUUUGCAGCUGCGCUCAAGGCUGUUCAUGCGAAAGGUGAGUGCUGGAAAGAGACAGAGCCCCUUUGCAAGCUAAGCGAUGUCUACCUGAAGAGAGGAGAGAAGUCAAAAGACGGAGGUGACUUCACCAAGGCUGCAGCACUCAGUAACGCAGCACUGGUGAGAGCUAAGACAGAAGACAAAGAGGGCAUCAAACACACAAUCCAGGGAAUAACACAAUCAUUUGUUAGAAACGUCCUGAGUAUCGAACAAAUGGUACCCCUCGAUGACAUAGAGAAAAACAAAUAUAUGUUAAUGUUAUGUCGCAGCUAUGUGAAAGAAGAGAUCAAAAGAAUUGAGCAACUAGUAGAUCCCUAUAGGCUACAUGUAGAUGACAACGACCCAAAGAUAAGGGAGGUAGAGAAGAAGAGAGUGUACGCAAACAAAGCCCUGUUUGACACUAUUGUUCAUCAGCGAAGAACAUUCAUAGCUGGCCUUGUAGAUGAGUGUAUAAGGGUAAUGGGGCCCCCUCCCUGUAAGUACGCUAUGAUAGGCCUGGGUUCACAAGCCACAGGGUUAGUAACGCCAUACUCUGAUCUGGAGUUUGCUAUAUUGAUACGGAGGGAAACAGAAAACAGUCUAAAAUACUUUUGCAACCUCACACAUUACCUCCAUCUGAAAGUGAUCAAUCUAGGGGAAACCAUUCUCCCGGCCAUGGCGAUCAAGUCUCUCAAUGACUUCGAGUCAGAAAACAAGCUGGAUAACUGGUUCUACGACUCUGUAACGCCACGUGGUUUUUCGUUCGAUGGAGCCAUGCCACUUGCAUGUAAGACCCCACUAGGCAGAGGUAAAACAUGUCUCCUUAUUCGCACACCAAGUCACAUGGCAAAAUUUCUCAAGAAUGACGUUAAGCUACAUCUUAAGAAAGGCUACCACCUAGCGACUGUCUUGGGAAAUGUAUCAUUAAUUACUGGAGAACAAGGCUUGGUCGACAAAUACACAAUUGCAUGGAAUCGGCACUUGAAGAAAAAUGGAAGUAAAAUUGCCAGGCUACUAGCAAACACUAUGCUGAUGGAAAAUACAAAGACUUUUGAAAUGCAGGAUCCGACUGCCCGAAUGCUGAAUGUAAAGAAAGAAAUUUAUCGCUUUUCAAGCCUUGCUGUAUCUUGUUGGGCUCUGCUCUGUGACAUACAGCCGACCACAAUCUGGGAGACUAUUCAGAAAAUGUACAAAAAGGAUGCCAUUAGUGAUACAAACGCACAUCACUUAAUGGUGCUGGUCAGCAUCUCAGCAGAACUAAGGUUGCGAACUUACAUGAACAACCGUGGUCAGGUGGAAAACAUGUCAGUCUUAUCGUCAAUGUCAACCAACGAUGACAUCGAGGAAAAAGCAAAAAGGAUUUUUCACUUCUCCAAUGUAAAACAGAUCAUGAGAUACUACUAUACAGCAACACCUUUGAAGUACUCUGUUCCACAACUUAGCAACCGUCAACCAGUAGAAGAGCCCUCAACUCUAUUCGACAACUCUUUCAUACUGCAAGCAGAUGUAUACGAAAGUCUAUGCGACUACAACCAAUCAAAGGCAUGCAUUGAACAGGCACUCCAUCAAGAACAAUCAAAACACAGAACGGUUGAAAUCCAUCCCGAAAUAGCCGGGUUACUUAAUAAGUUGGGAAACGCCUUGCAGAACAUUGGUGACACAAAAAAUGCUGUCAAACACCAUAAAAAGUCACUACAAAUGUGGCGAAGUAUCUAUAGUGAGACCACUGCACACCGUGAUAUAGCUGACUCACUCAACAGCCUGGGUAUUGCCUGUAGGGACCUUGGUGAUCACAGAAAGGCCGUCAGCUUUCAUGAACAGGCACUAAAGAUGAUGCAGAGUAUCUAUGGUGAGGGCAUCGCACAUCCUGACAUCACCUCGUCACUUAACAACUUGGGUAACGCCUGGAGUCACCUUGGUGAUUACAGAAAGGCCGCCAGCUAUCAUGAACAGGCGCUAGAGAUGUGGCGUAGUAUCUAUGGUGAGGGCAACGCACAUCCUGACAUUGCCGGGUCACUUAACAACUUGGGUAACGCCUGGAGGAAACUUGGUGAUCACAGAAAGGCCGUCAGCUAUCAUGAACAGUCAUUAGAGAUGUGGCGUAGUAUCUAUGGUGAGGGCAACGCACAUCCUGACAUCGCCGGGUCACUUAACAACUUGGGUAACGCCUGGUGGGAACUUGGUGAUCACAGAAAGGCCGCCAGCUAUCAUGAACAGGCACUAGAGAUGUGGCGGGGUAUCUAUGGUGAGGGCAACGCACAUCCUAACAUCGCCAAGUUACUUAACAACUUGGGUGCCGCCUGGAGUGAUCGUGGUGAUCACAGAAAGGCCGUCAGCUAUCAUAAACAGGCACUAGAGAUGUGGCGGGGUAUCUAUGGUAAGGGCAUCGCACAUCCUGACAUCGCCAUGUCACUUAAUAACAACUUGGGUCUGGCCUGGAGUCACCUUGGUGAUUACAGAAAGGCCCUCAGCUAUUAUGAACAGGCGCUAGAGAUGAGCCGGAGUGUCUAUGGUGAGGGCAUCGCACAUCCUGACAUCGCCAUGUCACUUAACAACUUGGGUACCGCCUGGAGUGACCUUGGCGAUUACAGAAAGGCCCUCAGCUAUCAUGAACAGGCGCUAGAGAUGUUGCGGAGUAUCUAUGGUGAGGGCAUCACACAUCCUCAUAUCGCCUCGUCACUUAACAGCUUGGGUACCGCCUGGAGUCACCUUGGUGAUCACGGAAAGGCCCUCAGCUAUCAUGAACAGGCACUAGAGAUUAGACGUAUUAUCUAUGGUGAGGGCAUCGCACAUCCUCACAUCGCCAAGUCACUCAACAAGUUGGGCUCCGCCUGGGGAAAGUUAGGUUAUUACAGAAAGGCCGUCAGCUACUUUGAACAGGCACUAGAGAUGAGACGUAUUAUCUAUGGUGAAGGCAUCGCACAUCUUGACAUCGCCUCGUCACUUAACAACUUGGGCUCCUCCUGGGGAGACUCAGGUUAUUACAGAAAGGCCGUUAGCUACUUUGAACAGUCACUAGAGAUGAGGCAGACUAUCUAUGGUGAGGGUAUCGCACAUCCUGACAUCAUGCAAUCACUUCACAAUCUGUCUGUUGCCUGGUGGAAGCUUGGUGAUCACAGAAAGGCCGCCUCUUAUUAUGCUCAGUUAACACGUAUGAAACAGAUGAUUGAAGAGACUUGAAGACUGACAUUGCCACUCUCCUGAAGUACGUUUUAUGUCCCAUAAAUUGUUCAAUAGCUACACAGAAAGCAGUUUAAAACAUUUUGCUAAAAAUGAUCGUGAAGUACAUGUAUGAUGAUUUUGUUUGUUUACAAACGG